AUGACACGCUGGGGACCUCGCCUAUUCGAAUGCGACAACGACAUCGAAAUUGCCAGAAACCUAAUACCGUCUCUGGGCUUCAACAUCACAAAAUGGCCCCACACUCUCGACCAGCUAGUCACCCAGCGCGAACCCUCCGAGUAUCUAGAAAACACCGUCAUCCCAUCCCUCCGCACCAAGCUAAACGCCUGUGACUUCGGCGCUCGGCUCUUCGACGCGUGCCGGGCGCGCGAGACGACGCCGAAAACCAAAUACCGGACUAUCAUCCUCGGCGCGUUGCUCAUGCGCGCGGGCGCAAGGAUCAAGCCUGGGGAUCUCGAAUAUCUUCGCAUCAUCUCUAACUUUGUGGUUUGUCAUUCGCGAGAUAUUGAGCCGGGUGGUGAGGAGGGUUUUGUUGCGCCGGGUCGGGCGCAGUUCCUGGCUGCGGUGGAUAAGUAUCGGGAUGGGGUACCGCGUGGGUAUCGCGAGCAGAGCUGUUAUCAGUGCGGGUUGACGGCGAAUGAUGUUGGUCGUCAACUGAUUGGCUGUGCUAAGUGUGGACAAGAUUGGUACUGCAGUGAGGACUGCCAGAACCUUCAUCGGCAGGACCAUCAGCUUGUUUGCGCGUGGGCCCUUUCUGGUCUCCCAUUCUCGGAGAAUGUUGCUUGA
Molecule: messenger RNA, 648 nt
Organism: Aspergillus steynii IBT 23096
Lineage: Eukaryota; Fungi; Ascomycota; Eurotiomycetes; Eurotiales; Aspergillaceae
Product: zinc finger MYND domain-containing protein
Exons: 4
Coding region: 1-648 (215 amino acids)
Source: RefSeq, a predicted model, not a curated record